Messenger RNA from Plasmodium vivax (malaria parasite P. vivax), 159 nucleotides. RefSeq lists its product as hypothetical. The transcript is spliced from 2 exons. Lineage: Eukaryota; Apicomplexa; Aconoidasida; Haemosporida; Plasmodiidae. The record is from RefSeq and is a predicted model, not a curated record. The coding region runs from base 1 to 159 and encodes 52 amino acids.
AUGAAGCUAUCCAUUUUGGAAGACAGGUUGUCCAAGUACAAACAGGAGCUGUCCGAAAUGAAGGACACGAACGACCCUUCCAACUUGGAAGAUGUGGAAAGGAUAAGGAAAAAUAUUAAGUUCACUGAAGAUAGAAUUUAUCACUGCCGAAAGAAUUAG